Messenger RNA from Chenopodium quinoa (quinoa), 1192 nucleotides. Its product is annotated as 50S ribosomal protein L17, chloroplastic-like. The transcript has 3 exons. Gene Ontology annotation, biological process: translation. Gene Ontology annotation, cellular component: ribosome; cytosolic large ribosomal subunit. Bases 153 to 794 code for a protein of 213 amino acids. The record is from RefSeq and is a predicted model, not a curated record. Gene Ontology annotation, molecular function: structural constituent of ribosome. Lineage: Eukaryota; Viridiplantae; Streptophyta; Magnoliopsida; Caryophyllales; Amaranthaceae.
UAAAGGUGAAGUUGAACACAGGAUAUCUGUUAAGUUUCUAUCCCUUACUUUAGGCGAGCCAUAGAGUAAACAUUCACAUUUUCUCUCUCCUCCCUUAUCCAAUUUCAUUCUGGCUUUAGCUCUCUAAUCUACUGUACCAUUCUACUUGGCAGAUGGCUUGUUCAUCGUCAACAUCAUGGAGUAUGGCUACUCUUAAGUCAGCCUUGCCUUCAGUUCCUUCGGCUCCCAUGUUCCGCAAGGUCCCCAUUUCGGCUGCUUGUAAUACUUCGUCCUCAAAACCACGUAGAGUGGGAUUAUCACUAUGCAGUUCUAAGCCUCUUCUACCACAAUACAGUGGCCUCACUGCACUCUGUCCUCUUCUCUCAUCAUUCCCCUCUGGAUCAGAGAACACAGGCUUUGACAGUCUUUUUAGAAUCAUUGACAAUGGAGGUCGAUUCUUUGCCAUGAGACAUGGAAGAAAAGUGCCUAAACUUAGCAGGCCCCCAGAUCAGCGUCGUGCACUUCUUCGAGGCCUUACAACUCAACUUCUUAAGCAUGGACGUAUCAAGACUACAAGAGCAAGAGCAAGUGCUGUGAGGAAGUAUGUAGACAAAAUGAUUACCUUGGCUAAAGAGGGCUCACUUCACAAAAGAAGACAAGCACUUGGGUUUAUAUAUGAGAAGCAGAUUGUUCACGCUUUGUUUGCUGAAGUGCCAGAAAGGUAUGGAGAUAGGAAUGGAGGAUACACAAGGAUCAUCAGGACCCUACCAAGGAGAGGGGACAAUGCUCCAAUGGCCUACAUUGAGCUAGUUUAGAUACUGAUCUGAUUACUUCAUUGCCCUCUUGUUAUAAUUUUGACACUGGAGCAAGUCAUUUUCCGUAAUCAUUGUCCUUGGAAGGUGAUGUCGGUUGUUUACACUCUGGAAUGAAUUAGUCACUUGAUGUUUCAAUUUGCAUUGAGCUUGUAUCAUGAGAGAUCUUUUGAUUCUGAUGAUAUGCUAAAUUGAUACAUUGGCAUAUCAUCUUUGUUGUGUAGCUUUGGGGAUUUUGGCGUACAUUUUUUAGUUUAUCAUAUUGUAAUUGCAAUUCUCCUGUCCAAUUGACGUUGUAUACAGAACUUGGGUGUGGGCUUGUGGUUAAUUACCAAAGCUUUUGAUGUUAUAUUAUCAUUUCCUAAGCUUCAUUAUUCAUUGGCUUGGGCAGAAUUGUGUCA